Molecule: messenger RNA, 1047 nt
Organism: Oikopleura dioica
Lineage: Eukaryota; Metazoa; Chordata; Appendicularia; Copelata; Oikopleuridae
Source: the annotation of a GenBank genome assembly
AUGCCUCUCGAACCACGUCUUGGGAAAGCUGUGCUAGCAUCUGUCCUACUGGGCUGCUCCAGUCCUGUUAUUACCAUCGUUACAUCACUUGGUUAUCGAGACCCCUUCGUAAUCUCCGCCAAUGGCGACGACAAUCACCUAACGAAGAAAUUCAAAAGCGCCAUGUCGGGUGGUGUUCAGUCUGAUCAUCAUCUCAUCCUUCAAGCUUUCGGAGCCUGGGAUACAGGGCGUAGCGGAUCGUGGCCUGUCGGUAAAAUCAUGUCUAUCCCUACAUUGCAAUACAUCCGAGAUGUGAAAAGACAAAUCAUUGAUCAUCUUCACAAAUGCAACUUGAAACCAAGGGAUCAUAAUUCGAAUGAUUGGAAUUUGAUACGCGCCUGCCUGGGGAUCGGCUCGUUCCCGAAUGUUGGAAGAAUGGCCAAUCCAAGAGCUUCAGGCCGUCGACAGAAGAUGCAGUUCAAUGUGAUUUCCGCCCCUGAGAGAAAAAUAUUCCAAGCAGCAAACUCAUCAAUGUACGUCGAAAACGGACAUGGCGAGUCAGCGAAUGAGUGGGUAAUAUUCGAUGAAAUGUACCAGAUCGCACGUGGAGCCGUGCCAAAUUUAAAGACCGUUACCGCCAUUCCUGUCCUCCCAGUAGCACUGUUCGGUGGAAUCGAUCGUCCUGUGAUCAGAACUGACGAAGAUGAGGUGUAUCUUCAGUGGAAUCAAGUGAAUUUGAAAUUAGCCUGUCCGGACAAACAUAUCGCGCUGAAAUUCGCCCAUUUACAUCGCGAUUGGAACGCAUUCUUCAAUUACGCGCUAGAAACAAGAAACACUCAAGACGACGGACUUGUUCAAGUUAUCACGACGCUCUUGAGUGCUGACGCCCAGGUUCCAAUUUCUUUUACUGGUGGAAAUCAAGGAGGAAGACAUAGAGAUGACAGAAACAGUGGGCGCUACUUCCGCGGUGCGUUCAAUCGUGGAGGAGGUCGGGGAAGAGGCCGCGGACGAGGAGGCUUCAGAGGUGGGUACAGACAAAAUGCUGCUAAUUUUGCGAAUUAUUCCUGA